This is a messenger RNA of Diospyros lotus (date-plum), 8996 nucleotides long. RefSeq names its product pentatricopeptide repeat-containing protein At2g19280. Bases 559 to 2736 code for a protein of 725 amino acids. The transcript is spliced from 5 exons. Lineage: Eukaryota; Viridiplantae; Streptophyta; Magnoliopsida; Ericales; Ebenaceae. Gene Ontology annotation, molecular function: protein binding. The record is from RefSeq and is a predicted model, not a curated record.
CCUCUCUCUUCUCUCUCUCUCUCUCUCUCUCUCUCUCACACACACACACACACAGCCGGGGUCAAUACUGACGCCGGCGACCACCGGCUUCGCCGCCACCACCACCAUCUCUGAUUCCCCCCUGUUCUUCACGCUGGCCCCCGGCUCCGCCGCCAUCUCCAUUUGUCUCUUUUUGUCUCCUUUCUUCGCGAACUACCAGCCACCGCCGCCUGCGACAACCACGGCAACCGCCUCGCUCGUUUCCGGCGUCGCAGUCACUGGUUCGGCGUCGCAGUCAAGGGAUUUGUCUCCUUUCCAUUUCAACAAAACCAAUGAGAACUUUUUGAGGCACUUCUGACUAAUAUUGUAUUGGUUGAUAUAUAUGUGUUUUUUAUAUGCUCAAAAUUACCAGUUUUCAGUGUGGUAAAUGUUUUCUUGAUAAACCUGGAGCUUAUCUUUAGGGGCAUCUUGAUUGUUAAUGUUAGCAUCUUUUUAUGUGCUUAAAAUUACCAGUUUUCAGUGUGGUAAAUGUUUUCUUGGUAAACCUGCAGCUUAAAUUUAGGGGCAUCUUGAUUGUUAAUGAGGGUAUCAUUUUCGAUUUUUGAUGUUGCCUCUACUCAAUUGAAGCUGAUGCUUAGGAGCAGGAGGAGGAUAUCUAGAUUUUUCUCGUCUGCAAGUUUGACAUUGCCUUCCUCUGCUUUUCUGACUGAUGAAGUAUUUACGAUAGAAGACUCUAUUUAUUUAGAUGAUCCUGUGGCAAAUCCUGAAUGCAUUCAUGCUGAAAGUGCAGAAAGUGGCGAGCUUUUUGACAGAAGGUUUAUUUGUCAGUUUGUUAACGAGAAUUCCUUUAUCUAUGAUUAUCAAAAUUUAGAGAAUGAUAAACUGAAGAGAAUAAAAUUGAUACUUAGAAACUGUGGCUGGAAUUUAGGCGCUGAAAAUGGGAAUAAGAUUAAUUUGGAUGAGCACAACAUUACUCGGAUCUUAAACGAUCUAUUUUUGGAAAGUUUGGAUGCUUCACUUGCCCUAUACUUCUUUAGGUGGUCAGAGUAUUGUACAGAAUUGAAGCAUACAACUCGAACAAUUUGUUUGAUGGUACAAAUUUUAAUUGCUGGGAACAUGAACUAUAGAGCUAUGGAUCUAAUUCAAUACCUCGUGAGGUUGGAUGGAGAAGAUUGUAAGCACAAUUCGUUGCUGAGUCUCUUCCAUGAAACCCAUACCAAUCGAAGGGUAUUGGCAACUGCAUACAGCAUGCUUGUUGAUUCUUAUAUACAACAAGGCAUGGUAGAUGUUGCCCUUAAGUUAACAAGUCAAAUGAAGCACAAAAGCAUCUUUCCCUCAAUAGGAGUUUGUAAUUCGCUUAUCAGAGCAUUGUUAGGAUCAGAGCAACUGGGAGCAGCUUGGUAUUUCGUAGAAGAAAUGCAUAGCCAUGGGAUGGUAAUCAAUGCUUCAAUCAUUAGCUUAUUUAUCUGCAAAUACUGUACUGAAGGGAACAUUGAAAUUGGUUUGAACCUACUGAUGGGAAUGAGAAAUUAUGGGUUUAACCCUGACAUUAUUGCGUAUACCAUGGUUGUUGAUUCCCUAUGUAAAAUGUGUUGUGUUAAAGAAGCCACUUCUUUAUUGUUCAAAAUGACUGAGAUGGGUAUAACAGUAGAUUCAGUUUCAGUUAGUUCACUUAUUGAUGGUUAUUGUAAAGUGGGAAGGUUGGACAAUGCAGUUGAUCUUUUGAAGAUUUUUAAAGUUCCUUCCAAUGUUUACAUAUACAACAGCUUACUCUCUAAGUUAUGUGGAGAUGGCAACAUGAUAGCGGCUGCUAAUAUGUUUCAAGAGAUGUUAGAAUUGGGCUUCCAUCCUGAUUGUUUCAGUUACACCACUAUCAUUGGAGGAUACUGCAAAACUGGGGAUAUAAUGAAGGCUCUUAACUUUCUAGGAAGGAUGUUGAAGAGGGGGGUUAAGAAAUCUGUUGCUACAUACACAAUGCUUGUUGAUGGUUAUUGCAAGUCUGGCAACACAGACAUGGCGCAAAACAUGUUUCAGAAAAUGGUAACAGAGGGUUUAGAUCCUGACAUUGUUGCAUACAAUGCGUUGAUGGAUGGCUAUGGGAAGAAUGGCCUCUUGCACAAAGCAUUUGAGAUUUUAGAUAUGAUGAGAUCUAUUGGUGUUUCUCCUGAUAUUGUUACAUAUAACACACUUAUUCACAGUCUUAUUAUACGAGGAUAUGUGACUGAAGCGAAGGCCAUUUUAGAUGAACUCAUUAGGAGGGGCUUUACCCCUGAUAUAUUAACAUUCACCAAUGUUAUUGCUGGGUUCUCUAAUAAGGGGAAUUUUGAGGAAGCAUUUCUUGUGUGGUUCUACAUGAAUGAUCAUGGUAUGAAACCUGAUGUUGUGACUUGCAGUGCUCUUCUUAAUGGAUACUGUAAGGUGCACCGUAUGGAAGAAGCCAACGCUCUCUUUUGCAAGAUGCUCGAUAUAGGUCUGGAUCCAGAUCUGGUGUUAUAUAACACGCUCAUACAUGGAUUUUGCAGUGUUGGUAACAUUAAUGAUGCACGCCGCUUGGUAAAUAUGAUGAUUGAAAAUGGUGUCAUUCCUAAUGAAGUUACUCACAGGGCACUUGUCCUUGGAUAUGAGAAAAAGUGGGUUAAGAAUCCGGUAGAAGUUGCAGCUUUGAAGUUGCAUCAGAUACUGCUAGAGCAUGGAAAUAUGCACACUGAAUGCAGUAAUUACAUCUUGGAUUUUUUUGGGACAUGGUGCCAUUCAUGAAGUACACGUCGUUUUGAAGAAGUUGAAGCUGGCUUGGUGUUCUCAUGUAGCAAUCAAGAGUAUAAUAGAGCCUCUAAUUUGACACGACAGAAUUCAGGAUCAUCUUAGGAUAUGCAUGAUAAUAGUUGGUCAUACAAUCCAAAAGAAGUUAUGGUACUAAUGCUGUUGAUUUGAGCGUUGGAAUCCCUUUUCUCUCUGAAGGGCCAAGCUAUUGGAUCUAGCUGUGUGGAGAAUGCAUGGUUGCAACAUCAAACAUAAAUCUUCUAGGUUUUUAAACUAUGUUUUUUACUUAAACAACCAAAUUCCUGUAACCCAGCAUUAGAGGAAUAAUAAUGUCACAACUCAUGGGUAGUUAGAAGGGCAUUAUUAUAAUAAGGUUGUAAUAGUUAGUAAUAGGUAAUUUGUGAGUUGUUAGGAGCACAUGGGUGCUAUUUUUCAAAUUUUAUUUACUAUUGAAUAGCUUAUAAAUAGGCCCUAAAAUGUAGAGAAAGGCAUGUUGAUGAAUGAAGUGAAUUCUUAUCUCCCUAAUUUUCACUCCCUCUCGUUUCCUCACUAAUCUCUCCCUUUCUUUCUCUUUUGAUUUCUCUCUCCCUCUCUUUCUCUUUUGAUUUCUCUCUCCCUCCUUUAAGUCUAUCAUCCAGUUUCUCUCCCAAAUUUCAAUCACAACCCCAAGUAACCCUAGGAAUGUGAUCAAAUGGUAUUAGAGCUGGUUCUUCCUUGGCUAUGAUUUUUGAUAAAUUCGUAUCAGUUUGGUUCGAAAUUGAGAAGGCACAAGCGGAUCUUGGCUUGAACUUGUAGGCGGAGUUCAUUGUGAGAAGCAGAUUCCUCUGAUUCCUAUGCUCGUUGAUUUCCGAACCUUAGGUGGUAGAAAUCAAUCAAUUGUUAGGCAAUCCUUAGCGGCAACGAAAUUAAUUGAACUUUUAAGAGAUGAUUCCAGAAAUAACAGAGAGUUGACGGAACGAGGAUUUGACUUGGUUAUUGAUCUCCAACGGUGACUGAUGUUGGCAAAUAGGUGAAGCAAUUCUAAUAAAUUAUGAAAUCGAGCCAGUGGUCGCGAGCCGUUGUUGGUGAUUGGGUGAGAAUGAGGAGUCGGGGGAAGUGAUUGUUGAAUUUGCAGCAAUUGCGAGCAGAGCCGAUUCUGGUCAGCGGCAACAGAGAUGGUGUUGUUCGACGGUGCUUUUGGAGACGCCUAGAGCAGCUUCGGUUGAUCGGAACUUGCAGGCAAAUUAAACCUCCUUAAUUCCAACGAGCCUGGUGAUUGUCGGUACUUCAGGCGAGUAAAAUUCAGUGGAUAAUUGAAGUAGAGGUGACUGAGGCGAGAAGGAACAACACCGACGAUUCUUGGCGAGUUUUGAAGACUGUUGGUGAUUGGGCAAGAAGAAUGAAUUGAAGCAGAUUCAAAUCUGAGUGGAUUCAGUGAGGUGAAGUAGGAGGUGAAGCGGAAUUCAAAUCGAGAAAUGGAUUGGAACGAAUGACUCGAAUUUGGAAGGUGAAUACAGAGCCAUUGAUUGGAGAUGGAAGUGAACAAGCAAGGCCAGGACAAUCGUGCAUCUGUAGCAAUCGCGGGCAGUUGCAAGCAACUCCAGCAAUCGGCAAUUGCUGUAGAACUUGGAACGAAUUGAACUCAGGUCAAUUCAGUUCCUACGAUUCUGACGGAGAAUUGCCUCUCGGCUUGAAAAUUUAAGAGGUAUUGAUCGGUCAAGGAAGGUGUGCAUGUGACCAAGUCUACGAUGGGCGAUUACUAGCCGUGUUUCCGAUCUAAGCUUGAAGGAAUUCUGGAUCAAAUUGCUAGCAGCGACAGGAGCAACAGAUUUCAGCUACUGCAGUUGCUAUUCAAUAAGGCGAUUCACCUUAAUUGCAACACAGUAGCUGAGAUCCAGAAUCGAAGCACGUUUAAAGCAGUUAACCUAAGAGGCGAGUUCCUUUGAUCAGUUAUAUACUCGGAAUUGAGACGCAGCGGAGGUGUGGCGGUUUAGGUGAUACAGGCUUAAGUGGAUCUUGAGUGGGGCGAGAAGUGCCGCUACUGUAUGUGAUUGAGUUGCGAUGGCAGGUGCGAUCGAAACGGUCUAGAGGAGAAUUCCGCAAGCAUCGAUUCUCAAUUGAAUUGAUUUCAAUUGUGAUUCUCAACUCAGAUUGGAAAGUGGUGAGAAGUGAAACUGCGCAAUUAGAGCCAGUGCAAUCACUAUCGGAUUUUGGAGAAUUUAAUUUGGAGCAUGUUCAGCAGUAAGAAUUGAGGUUACUGAACUGAAAGCAACUAUUGCAGGGCUGAAUUGGAUUUCGGGGAUUAAGGAUUGCUGAAUUUUAAUACAAGGAGGAGUUUUCGAAGGGAUCCAUAGAGGCUGAUCAAGAGGCUGUUACAGGGUGCAAUUUCAAGAAAUUUAACUGAAGAGAUGGCCGAAGGACUAAUUGCUACAACAAAGGAAAUUAAGGACCUCCGUAGGUAGCUGGACCAUUUGUUGAUCCUGUGUUCACAUAAAUUUCAGACUACUAAUCGGACUUUAUCGACCUCAAUUCCAAGUGUUGAUUUUCCCACUAUUGCUCCAUUGGUUAUUUCGAUGUUUGACAAGGAUAAGCCAAAAUGGUGGAUUCGGCAAUGUGAACGGGUGUUCUACCAACACCGACUAGCUGAAAAGGAGAAGGUAAAAAUGGCUAUAGCUAAUCUGAGUGGAAUUCCAUACAUGUGGUUCCAGAAUUAGUGCUGGGGAAGGGAGGAAUUGAGCUGGCUGCAAUUUGUAAUUGGCUUGUGUAACUGGUUUGGAGAAAUGACCAAAACCUAUAUUAUCAAUGGAGCUUCUAAGGCUGUUAAGAUGGAGAUGCAAGAAGCUGAUGAGGAAGAAAAAGAAGUGGAAGAAGGGAUUGAAGAAUUGGGGGAUGACAGUCCAACGGUUGGCAACAUCUCAAGCACCCCCACUGGUACUGAGAAUUCAGAUGCUAAAACCCUCAAUAUGACAUCGUUUGAGGAGGUAACUGUUGAGGAUGAAGCUGAGAUGCUUGCUAGCAAUCCGAGAGCCAAAGAUCUUAGAGUGGAAUCGACCACAACAGUCUUAGAUUGUGGAGAUCUUAAAUUAUCUACUAUGGAUCAGGUAACUCUAAUUGAGAAAUUAGUCAAUUGGGAGGAAACUUGUGCCUUAAUCGAAGUGCAUAACCAAUGGAGGGCAGUUCAAGAAUGGUUAGAGGUUAAGGGAGGAUGCUUGCAUGAAAUUGCUUACACUAAAACCUUCCAGUCGUAUGUUUAUGAUUUAGAGCAAUGGAGGAUGUAGAAGGAUAAAGUGAAACAAGAUGAAAGGAAGAAAAUGAAGGGAUUCUUUGUUGAAGGAACCGAGACCCUUGUUGUUUUGUUUACUCAUGUUUCCAUUGGUGUGGCAGCAUGACAUACUAUUGUUGCUACUGAGAAGAAAGAAAAAAGAAAAAAGAAAGCAAAAGAGAAGAUAAAAAGAAGGAAAAGUAAAAAAGAAACCAAUGGGUGAAGACGAGCAUUGGAUAAAGAAACAGUGGAUUGGUUGUAAUAAGUUUCUUGGGGACAAGAAACCUUUCAAGGGGAGGGGAAUGUCAUAACUCAUGGGUAGUUAGAAUGGCAUUAUUGUAUUAAGGUUGUAAUAGUUAGUAGGAGGUAUUUUGUGAAUUGUUAGGAGCACAUGGGUGUUAUUUUUCAAAUUUCAUUUUCUAUUGAAUAGUUUAUAAAUAGGCCCUAAAAUGUAGAGAAAGGCAUGUUGAUGAAUGAAAUGAAUUUUUAUCUCCCUAAUUUUCUCUCCCUCUCGUUUCCUCUCUAAUCUCUCCCUCUCUCUCUUUUUUUAUUUCUCUCUCCCUCCUUUUAAGUCUAUCAUCCAAUUUUUCUCCCAAAUUCCAAUCACAACCCUAGGUAACCCUGGGAAUGUGACAAAUAAAUGAGCUGGAUUGUUAGUUUUUCUGUCUGCUCAUUAAUGUGUUUUUCUAUGGCAUUACAUCUGCCAAACUUAUAAGACCGUAGGAGCAAAAAUAGGAACAAGAAGGUAAAAAGCGAGACAUAAUUGUAGGAUGGAUGCAAAGACCAUCUAGCUACCCAAUUUGGAAGAGUCCACAAAGGGGUCCAAACCAAGUCCAGCCCAAUAGUUACGUAGCAUAAUAAAAUAAUCUAUAUAUCUAAAAUUUAUAAUACAAGAUAUAUAUAUAUAUAAGAGUAUAUUAAGUACCCUAAUGACAUUAAUACCCUUUUAUUUAUACAUUUCCAACACUUCCUCUUAUGUUGGAGUAUAUAUGUUGUGCAUGCCCAUCUCGGUACAACUCACAUAAGUUCCUCUAAAUAAAUUAGAAAGAAAAUCAAUCAAUUGAUCAUUGAAGUCCACAAAUAUUGUAACAUCCCUAGAAGGCAUCUUUUUUUUAAGUGGUAAUCAAUCUCAAUGUGUUUGGUUCUCUCAUGUGAUACAAGAUUAGAAACAAUGCGUAUGAUAGCUUGAUUGUCACAAUUCAACUACAUAGAUUUGACCUAAAUGAGUUCUAACUCCUUAAUUAAUUAUUUCAACCACACUAAUUCACAAGUUAUUAGGGCUAUUGCCUUUUAUUCAACUUCUGCAUUGAAUUUGGCAAGAACACUUUAUUUCUUAUUUUUUCAAAAGAGUAAAUUGUCACAAACAAAUACAUAGUAUCUAGAUGUAAAUCUCUUAUCAACAAGAGAUCCUGCCCAAUUAGUAUUUGUAUAUCUCAUAAUUUGGUUGUAUCCAUGAUCUUGAUAUACAUCACACUGUGACCAAGGCACCUUGAAAACUAACUUACCACACACUUAGAGCUCACAUCGUUGUCUGGGGGAGAACUUUUUGUCACGACCCUAGGGUUUGAAUAGGAAUUUAAAAGAAAUUGCGGGAAAUUAAACUGAAAGAGGGGGGGUAUAACAAAAAUUGGGGGAGAGUAUAGAAAAAAUUGGGAAAGAAUUAUAGAGAAAGAGAGAGAUUAGAGGAAAAUUGAGAGAGAGUUGAUGGAAGGGAAAAUGGUUGAAUUCCAUUAUCAUUCAACACAUAUUAUCCUCUACUACUCAAGUCUAUUUAUAAGUUUAUAACUGAUGGUACUAACAACUAUAGUAGAAAAGUACAACCAAAAGAAAAACAUAUAAUAAGUAUUACUAUAAUAUCUAUGGGGAUUCCUUGGAUUGGUGACAAUUCCACCCUUAGAAAGUUCUUGUCCCCAAGAAUUUACGGCUAUUGUCUUUACUAUUCAUCUAAUCCAUGCCUUUGUGAUUUGAUUGAUUUUUUUUUUCUUUAUAGGCCUUUUCCUCUUAUGUUCCUUUGUUUUUACUUUCCCUACAAACAUAAACUGUAGACCUCAAGGAUCUCCAUAUCAAUGCUCCAUUCUCUAGUGUUUGAACUCCCGAACCAUAUGGCAAUAACCUCAUUUUCCAUAAUUUUUUGAACUAUAUGGCUGUUCUCCUGUUUAGUUAGUUUCAAUUGCUCAUUUUCUACUAGAGCCAACACUUGUAACUGAUCUACACUAUUUGAAGUAACAACAAGAUUGAUGCUCAAAGCAACAGUAGGAUUGUGCAAGUCUUCAGUGUUGGUGUUAGUGCCCUAAUGUUAUAUUUAGAUGACGUCUAGUAUGAGUAAUGGGCCUAAUGAUAUAAUCUUGCAUGGUCAUAUCUUCAUUCAUUGCUCUCUACUUAAAUAUGAAUGAGUUCAUAUAUUUCCUAGUAGAGAUUUUAUUCUUAAGAGUUAAGAAUAAUGUGAUGAGAAUAUUUAGUUCAUGAUUUCUUAAAGGUAUUCCUGGUCCUCAGAUUUAUUAGAAGGAGAAUAUGAUUUAUCGAUUAUGAACAGGUCCAUGGGUUACUAUCAUUGUUUAGCAUGAGAUGCUAAUGAGAUGGGGUGGUGAGUCACAUGUCACAUUGCAUGAGAUGCAUAUAAUAGAUAUGUGGGUGGGUGUUGAUAGAACAUUCGUUGAAUAUGAGACCUGCGAUAUAGCACAUGGUUUGGAAGAUUAAUGAUCUAUUGUUGGUUCUCGAUUUGUAAUCUAAUCCUUUGAUCGAAAGCAACAGAUUUGUCUUAUGCACUAGUGUCAGAGACUUGUCGUUGAGUGAAGCCAUUUGGUGUGAGAGGUGGGAAUUUUCUGUGCGGUCUUUGUGCAGUGAUGUAUGGAGAUAGAUGCUCGCUAAUAGGAUCCACCGUUCUCAUGGAUAGGGUGAACAUCCUAUGCGAUCUUCAUCCGUCAGUGAUUGUCGAAGUCCUUAACCAAAUCAUGUAUGAUCAAAAAUGAGUUUUCGAUAUCUGAAGGGGUUUCGAUAUGUCAUCUCGAUCAUCUUA